AUGCCAAAAUUGGCAAAUGUUGAUCAUAUAAUUUCAUCGCCACAGUUGCAACAGGUUGUGGCUGGUUGCAUUAGGUUGUGGCUGGUUGCAUCUGGUUUUGUUGUUUCUGCUGGUUGCUGCUGGUUGUUGUUGGUUGCAUUAGGUUGUGGCUGGUUGCAUCAUGUUGUGUUUAAAGUUGCAUUAGAAUGCAACAGGUUGCAUCAUGUUGUGUUUGAGGUUGCAUCUAGUUGCAUCAGGUUCACUUUAAGGUUGCAUGGUAUGCAAUACAUUGUUCCUCCUGAAAAUCAUCAUCGAGCAAAAUGUCAUGCCAUAAUCAAGCACAACCAGAUUACUGCUCUUCAUCAAUUGUUAUCUCCAAAACAAAUUUCUGAUUUCGAUGAUUCUUGCUUUGGGCAUUUUCUGUCAUUGCCAUCCUUUGUCAUGCAGUAUCAGCUAAUUCAUAAUUUAUUGCUUAGGGAGUUGAAACAACCCAACCCUCAUGAGAUUUGGGUAACUAAGGAAAAUGUGCGUGACAUUUUAUUUAAUAAAGGGUGGAAGAAUGAUGCGGAUGCAGUGAAGCUGGCCAACAUCUACUUGCUGCAGAUCUUUUUUCUUAGCUCCUCUUCUUUGGAUGUUGUCAUUCCCCAAACUGACUUUGAUAUUUUAGAUAGUGGGGAAUUUGGUCAGUUUCCUUGGGGAAAGGAAGUGUUUAAGUUUACUAUUGAGUCAUUGAAGAACAAUGUUGGAAAAAAAAAUAAAGAUUAUUAUUAUAGGCUAUAUGGAUUUCCAUAUGCCUUUCAAGUAUGGUUUUACGAGUGUUGCCCAUACUUGAAUGGCAACUUUUGCCAUCUCAAUGAUGGAUCUAUCCCACGCAUCAUCAAUUGGACAAAUAACGAAAAUAUUAAGUUUGAUAAAGUAUCUUAUACUUUAUCAAUGAGUUGUGUUGAGCUCCAACUUCGAAAUAUCACUCCAACUGCCAAGGAAAGGAAAAAAGUUCACUUGGAAGAAUUAUUUCCAAAAGGCAAGCAGUUGGUAGUUGAUGGCAACCUUGCUGGUAAUGCUGGUGCUAGAGUUGCAGCAUCUAGUUCUGGAGUUGCACCUCAUUCUGCUAGAGUUACAGCAAAUGUUUGUCCAAUUGCUAAUGUUAGUGGUGAUGAUUUUGUGAACCCUCCUCUCCCAUCAUUCGCAGGUGCUUCCUUUUCUUCUAUGCCUCAGUUCUCUCUACAUGAAAUGCAAGGCCAGUUGUCAAGAUUAGAAACAAGUCAAAAGGUUCUUGUUUCUGAGGUUGCUUCUAUAAAGACAAUUGUUAAUGGAUUAAGUUCUCAUUUUGACUCAUCCAUUAUAAAGCUGGAUGAACUUAUUAUUUCCCAUAUUUUGGAAAAACAGGGUGAAGGAUAUGAUGAUGAUAUUGAAAGAAUAAGUAAGGCAAUGCAUGAUGAAUCUAAUGUUGGUGAUAAGGAGGAAGAUGUUGCCACUGAUUGUGUCAUUGAGGAAAAGUCUGAUGAUGAAGAUGAUGAUGAUGAAGAGGAUGAAAAGGAUGAUGAUGAAGAGGAUGAAAAGGAUGAUGAUGAUGAGGAGGAGGAUGAGGAUGAGGAUGAGUUUGAUGAAGAAAAUGAUGGUUUUGAUCAUGAUGAUGAUGAAGAUGCAGAUGAUGAUCCUGUUGGAGAAGACAAAAAUAGUAAAGAUCGAGAAAAAGAAGAAGGUCAUACUUAUAUUGCGUGCCCUAGUGGAGUCAAAGAUUUUAGUAGUGGGCACAAUGAAGAUGAUAAUGUUGUUGAUUUUUCUGAUGAUGUUGACAGUUCACAUCAGGUUGCGCCUAAGAUUUUGGGGGUUGUAGAUUUUGCAACCGAGGUUGAAAAUGUCCCUACAGUUGUUGGAGAGAUUGAUAAAGACGUUGCAUCUCAUUUUUCAAAUGUUGCAGAAUUAGAAACUGAGGUGGCACCUAAUCUUCCCGAAGUUGCACCUGAUCUUCCAAAGGUUGCAGAGGAUGUCAACGAGGAUGCACAGGUUGCUGGAACUAUUUCAUCUCAGUCUUCUUUUGAUAGUUUUUCUGACACGACAUUGGAGGAGGCUAUGCAAAAUGCUAUUAAUGCUGUAAAAGAAAUCAAGACCCCAAAGGAAUCUACUCCUCAUUGCACUGCUAUUGUUCCAUAUGUUGGUAGUGGUGGGAGUAACUUGGGAUAUGUUACUCCUAUUUUGCCAAGAAGAACAAUCAAGCUGCCUUUCUACUUGCAAUCUCCAUUUGUGCAGAAUUUUGAUUCUACUUCUGGUCAAAGUAGUGAGGCAAAAUCUGGUGGAGAAAUUAAGAUUAUCAAAGGGUUUUGCCCAUUGGAUGACAAAAUUGGAGAAUUGCCAGACUAUGAGCUAUCCCAAGAUUUCAACAAAUGA
Messenger RNA from Humulus lupulus (European hop), 2367 nucleotides. RefSeq lists its product as uncharacterized. The record is from RefSeq and is a predicted model, not a curated record. The coding region runs from base 1 to 2367 and encodes 788 amino acids. The transcript has 10 exons. NCBI's taxonomy places the organism in Eukaryota, Viridiplantae, Streptophyta, Magnoliopsida, Rosales, Cannabaceae.